Aspergillus ibericus CBS 121593 is the source of this 4422-nucleotide messenger RNA. Its product is annotated as SAGA histone acetyltransferase complex subunit SPT7. Gene Ontology annotation, cellular component: SLIK (SAGA-like) complex; SAGA complex. Gene Ontology annotation, biological process: regulation of transcription by RNA polymerase II. The record is from RefSeq and is a predicted model, not a curated record. Gene Ontology annotation, molecular function: structural molecule activity; protein heterodimerization activity. The transcript is spliced from 4 exons. The coding region runs from base 457 to 3984 and encodes 1175 amino acids. NCBI's taxonomy places the organism in Eukaryota, Fungi, Ascomycota, Eurotiomycetes, Eurotiales, Aspergillaceae.
ACGGAGAGUUGAUUGGCAUUGUUAUCCAGCCCGGUGAACCGGUUCCUGGCUUCUAUCUGGCUUCUUCUUCUUUCUCUUCUUGUCUUCUCCGCCCGGAGUUACUACUCACUUGCUACUCCGCCGAUGAUUCUUUGAUGUCUUUGAUUCUUUGAAGUGAUGGGAAUUGCGCGGUUGGUCUGAAGCUGCGGCGGCCGGGCCGCCUUCACGCUCCGACUUCACCUCCUCCGUUCGCGCAGAGACCCUCGAAAGAAGCCCUCCGCUUCUUCAUCGAAUCCCCCAUCGCCCCAUCGUUUUGGGCUCCGAAAACAUCAUCCUGCAUUUCCUUGCUACUGUCCGCGGAUCUCUAUGUCUUUUUCCGCCCGGAAAACCACCUCCCCCUGCCUGAGCUGGACCUGAUCCCAACCGUGGAGCAAGAGCCCCCCUCGCCCGCCCCAGAACCGGGGUCUUGGAGCGAACAUGUCGCUCGGACACCACCACGCCUGGCUUCCCCCAGGCCAUCUGCGCCCGCCCGAUGAUUUCCAUGAUGCGCGGUCUGUCAAUGGCUAUCCCAAAUCGUUUUCCGGAUCCCGAACACCCCAGAUGCGCGCCUCGGCCGAUAUCGACGGAUCUCACGCGGGCGGUCUGAUAUCCGAUGCUGAUAUUGCAGGCGAUGAGGACCCGCGCAUCGCCAUGUUCCGUGAACUGUACAAGCGAAGUGAGGCGAAAAUCAAUACCCUGUUUGCCAACCAGAAAUCCGCCGAAGAUGCCCUUCGCGGCGCGGUCGCCGACUCCGACCAACCCCAGGCUCAGGACCAACGCGCCGACGAACCCGCACCGCCCCCGGCGCCCCCUAAGAAACCCGCCAGGAAGCUGGACGAUGACGACUAUGAUGAGUAUGAUGAUGAUGAUGAGGAGGAUGAUGCUGACGCUUCGCCCCCGGCAAAGCACAAGGCUCUUGGUUGGUCUCAGGUUCCCAGUAGUUUCCCGUCGCCCAGUCGGCCGCCCAGCGGCUCCACGUCGGUAGGCCCCGAUGCGCAAAAGGAGGCCAAGAAGGAGACGCUGGAGGACAUCCGGAAGAAGCUAGAGGAAGACAAGAAAGCCACCGAGGAGGCGGCGCGCAGAAGCUUCCACACUCUCUUUUAUACUUUAGAAAAUGAUAGAGACGCCAUGCUGGAUCAGCAGCGACUAGAAGAGUCGGAGCGACAGGUUGAAGCCGAAAUGUCGGGCCAGGCAAGUGCGGGCAAUAACGCGAACCCGACCUCUAACGGAUAUGGGUCGCUGAGUAGCGCGAACCUGGGAGCCUCUAGCCUGACCCUGAAGAACCUGAUCGCGCGGAUCGAUAUGAAGCGGAGCCUGGUCCAAGCCUCCGAUGCCGAACUUCGCAGCCUGAUGAGUGAGGUUCGGAAGAACCGAAGUAAAUGGGCCAGCGAAGACAAGAUCGGCCAGGAGGAGCUGUAUGAGGCGGCGGAGAAAGUUCUCAGUGAGCUCAAGGCGAUGACUGAGCAUUCGAGUGCGUUCUUGACUCGAGUCAACAAGCGCGAUGCGCCUGACUACUAUACAAUCAUCAAGCACCCAAUGGAUCUCGGAACCAUGACCAAGAAGCUCAAGGCUCUGCAGUACAAGUCGAAGCAGGAAUUUGUUGAUGACAUCAAUUUGAUCUGGUCUAAUUGCUUCAAGUACAAUACUAACCCGGAACACUUCCUCCGCAAGCAUGCCAUGUACAUGAAGAAGGAGACGGAGAAGCUGGUUCCCCUUAUCCCGGAGAUUGUCAUUCGAGACCGCGCGGAAGUCGAGGCAGAAGAGCGAAGACUGCAGAUGGCGGAGCUCGAUGGCGCUGAGGAGAGCGACGACGAACCGAUCAUGUCAUCCCGAGGUCGCAAAGCCCCGGGGAAAUCAUCAUCGAAGAAGGGAACAGCUCCGGUUCGAAACACUCCCAGCGGAUCGGAGCCCCCAGGUGGUCAAGCUUCUCAACCCCCGGGUCCUGUGCGUUCUGAUUCAGACGUGGCCAUGGAAGGGACUCAGAACGGGUUUGCAACGCCGCCUCCCGGCACGCAGACACCCUCUGAUCCUGCUGGUGUUGGUGCUGGUAUACCAGGAAGCCAGGGCGACGCCAUGGAGAUUGACGGCUUAAUUCCAACUAGCACUGUUCUGAGCGCCUUACCUGCGUCGGGGGUGGAGUCAGAGGAUCCUGAAUACAAAGUCUGGAAACAGGUCACCAAGAAGGAUCGCGCGGUGAUUGCGGCCGAGAGGCAUCGGCUCUUUAAAGGCGACAAGCUCAACUCUGAAGAGCCGGCCUUGCUCCGGACUAAGGCUGGCAUGCGACGAUGGCUAAGGAAUCAGAAGCAGGUCAAUGCGGAGGGCGAUAAGGCGCAGGAGUCGACUUCCCAAGGCAUGGGAUCGGGGAGCGCAGGGGAAACGCUAGCAGAAGGCAUUGAGGUGGACGAGGAUCGAGUGAUCCCCGACUAUUACGACGUCAUGUCGGGGGUCCCCGACCUUCCUGCUCAGCUACUCUGGAAAGAAGAUUCGGAUGGAAACAUAGUAGAUGCUUCCGAGGAGUUCUUAAGAGUGCUGCCGCGAGGCUCCUUCACGCAGCCGGACAGCAAACUGGCCCGGAAGAUGGAUGCGAACAUGCGCCAAAUGCAGGAAACCCGCAAGAUCUGCUCAAAAAUCGGCAUCGUCAAGCAAAUGCAGUUACAAUCUCAGAUGUACCAGAAUCAGUUCCAGAAAUACCAACCGGAGCCGUUUGUCGAGCAGGAUGUGCCAGCUCAUGUGAUGAACGAUGGGGGACCGGUCAUCUCUCCCUGGGUCUGCCGGGCGGCCUUGCAGCGCUCCGUGGCCAAGAUUUUCUACCAUACUGGCUUCGAGGAGUACCAGCCUUCUGCCCUGGAUGCGGUCACGGAUGCUGCCUCCGACUUUUUCCAAAAGAUCGGCGAGACGCUCAAGUCCUACAUGGAAUCCCCCAAGGUUCCGGCGACGGACUCGGCCGAGGCCACCACUGCCGCUCAGUGGAAGCGAGCAUAUACCGAGCCAGAGAUUGUGCUCCAUACCCUCUCGUCGGUGGGCAUCGAUGUUGAAUCUCUGGAGUCGUACAUCAAGGACGAUGUGGAGCGACUGGGCACAAAGCUGUCCACCGUUCAUGACCGGUUGCGUUCGCUUCUCUCCGAACUCCUGCGACCCGCCCUGGCCGAUGGCGGGGAGGAUGGCUCCAGCGCUUUCCAGGACGGCAGUGAGCAAUUCAUUGGCGGUGACUUUGCGGAGGAUAUCGACGAGGACUUUUUCGGGUUCAAGGAGCUGGGGCUAGACAAAGAGUUUGGUCUGGCUACUCUCAGUGUGCCCCUUCACCUGCUACAAAACCGGAUGUACAACGCUGCGCAAGCCCAGAACACCAGUGCUGCCCAGGCCAUCACACUCUUUCCGCCCCCAGCAUCAUAUCCGCGGAUUACGGCCGCCAAUCUGCCCUCCCAAAUCGGCUUGGUCCAGGGGUUCUUUGCCUCGAGGCUCCAGACCAGCAACAACGAGCCCCUGGUCGAAGACCUUGAGCUACCACCCAAGCAACGUCCGAUGGCUGCCCGACCCCGUCUGCCGGCGUCUGGCAAGAUCCCGCCGCCUUCGGGGCCCUCCGGGCCGACAUCCAGUCCACAGAAGCGACCACUUCCGCCCACGGCGCCGGGGCAACCGGCAGCGAAGUCCGGGGGGUCGGAACCGAGCAAGAAGAAGCUCAAGAAGAACAGCGGAGUUGCCGUGGGGGCUUCUGACCCGGCUGGCGAGGGCGAUGAGGUCACAGCAGGCGGGGAAAGCAGCAAGGCAGCUCCAGCAAAGGCCACGACCAACGAGACCUUCGCCGUGGAUGCGAAUGCCAAAGGGGAAGGGGAGCCGGGGGCGCCCGAGGGCGCAGGAAUCGAGAAGCAUGCCUCAACGGGCACAAGUACAGGCAUCCCAGGUUCUAGCCAGAGCAAUGCAAGCGCAGUGGCCCUACCGAACGGGACCGCGGAUGAUGCGUCAUGAUGUGUAUGAUCAUCUACCUUUUAUGGGUUGGGUUGGGUUGGUUUGGCUAAGGAGCGGCCGGACGGGUUGUACUUUUAUUUCUCUCUUUUCUACCGGUCCUUCGAUUCUAACCUGGUUGCUUUUCUUUCUCACCUCUUGGCCUUUCUUUCGCCCGUGUCUUUAUUCAGCAUUUUUACCUGCCCGCCAUGUCUGAUUACUAUUGUUCACUCCUUCCUUUCUUCAUGAUGUCUUCCAUCUGGAUGAUAUCGGAUGCAAUGUGCAUCACCUCGACAUUAUGGGAUAAGUCAUAUCCUAUCACCGCAUAUCUUGUUCUCGUCCUGUCUAUACCCAUUAUUGACAGCCGGCCAGACCCCCAAAAAAAAUACCCGAAAGGAACCCUAAUUUUGAAAAGAGAUACUAUAUACAUACAUGCAUACAAUUCAUUGAUUUAUCCUUAUU